This is a messenger RNA of Pungitius pungitius (ninespine stickleback), 4273 nucleotides long. RefSeq names its product tripartite motif-containing protein 3-like. NCBI's taxonomy places the organism in Eukaryota, Metazoa, Chordata, Actinopteri, Perciformes, Gasterosteidae. Gene Ontology annotation, molecular function: protein binding; zinc ion binding; ubiquitin protein ligase activity. The transcript has 13 exons. The coding region runs from base 191 to 2506 and encodes 771 amino acids. Gene Ontology annotation, biological process: negative regulation of translation; proteasome-mediated ubiquitin-dependent protein catabolic process; protein polyubiquitination. The record is from RefSeq and is a predicted model, not a curated record.
UCACUGUCCCCUUCUUCUCCCAGACAGACCCUGCCCUUUUCCUUUCCGUCGCCCCGUUCUGAGGAUUUUCGUGGUGGAGGAUAGAGACUCUUGACAAUGGGAAGCUCUCUCGGCGGCCUGCAAGGCUGACACCCCGCUCCCCUCCUCGCGGCUCGGUAUCCACGUCAAGCGGCCUGUGUGUCCCCUCUGAAUGUCCCUCACGAUGGCUAAGCGUGAGACCGGCAGCACCAGCCCUGUGGUCAGGCAGAUAGACAAGCAGUUCCUGGUCUGCAGCAUUUGUUUGGAUCACUAUCACAACCCCAAGGUCCUGCCCUGCCUACACACCUUCUGCGAGAAAUGCCUUCAGAACUACAUCCCCCCGCAGUCAUUGACGCUCUCCUGUCCAGUCUGCAGACAGACCUCCAUCUUGCCAGAGAAGGGUGUGGCAGCCCUGCAGAACAAUUUCUUCAUCACAAACCUAAUGGAGGUGUUACAGCGAGACCCGGAGUGUAGCCGACCUGAGGCCUGUAAUGUUCUGGAGUCAGCCAGUGCAGCUACGGCCUGUCAGCCGCUCUCUUGCCCCAACCAUGAGGGCAAGGUGAUGGAGUUUUACUGCGAGUCAUGUGAAACCGCCAUGUGUCUGGAGUGUACAGAAGGAGAACACAGGGAACAUGUGACCGUUCCUCUGAGGGACGUGCUGGAACAGCACAAGUCGGCGCUAAAAAAUCAGCUGGAUGCUGUGCGCAACAGACUACCUCAGCUGACUGCUGCAAUUGAGCUGGUGAACGAGAUCUCCAAGCAGCUUACAGAGCGGAAAAACGAGGCAGUGACUGAAAUCAGUAGCACUUUCGACGAGCUGGAGAAGGCUUUGCACCAACGCAAGACCGCGCUUAUCACUGAGGUUGAGAACAUCUGCAGCACUAAGCAGAAGGUGCUCCAAGCCCAGCUGACCUCUUUGCUUCAGGGCAAAGAGAACAUUCAAAGCAGCUGUAAUUUCACAGAGCAGGCCCUGAGCCACGGCAGCGCCACUGAGGUCCUGCUGGUCCAGAAGCAGAUGGGUGAGCGGGUCAGUGCGCUGGCACGGCACACCUUUCCCGAGCAUCCCCAUGAAAACGGACAUCUGGAGUGCCAGGUGGAGACCGACGGACUUAGGCGCUCCAUUCAGAACCUGGGAGUCCUGAUCACAACGGGGACCGUAGGCCACACCAGUGUCGCCACCGGCGAAGGUCUGCGGCACACGCUGGUCGGCCAGCACACCUCUGUCACAGUCACCACGAAAGACAAGGACGGAGAACUGGUGAAGACCGGCAACGCGGCGCUGAGGGCGGAGAUUGUCUCUGCCGACGGAGUGUGCACUGAAGCUGAGGUGGUGGACAACAAGAACGGCACGUACGAAGUCGGUUACACCAUGCGCUCCGAGGGAGAGUUCACCUUCUCUCUGCUGCUGUACGAGCAGCCGGUGAGGGGGAGUCCGUUCCGACUGCGCGCCGUCAAGCCGUCAGACGUCCUGCAGUCGCCGGACGACGUGAAGAGGAGAGUGAAAUCUCCGAGUGGAGGAGGAGGUCAUGUUCGACAGAAGGCUGUGCGCAGACCCUCCAGCAUGUACAGCACCACCAAGAAAAAAGAAAACCCGAUCGAGGACGAGCUGAUCUACAGAGUGGGAACGAGAGGGCGAGAUAAGGGAGAGUUCACUAACCUACAAGGCAUCUCCACCUCCAGUAACGGACGGAUUGUGGUGGCAGACAGCAACAACCAGUGUAUACAGGUAUUCUCAAACGAUGGCCUAUUUAAGAUGCGGUUUGGGGUCAGAGGUCGUUCGCCAGGGCAGUUGCAGAGGCCCACGGGGGUCACGGUGGACGUGAAUGGCGACAUAAUUGUUGCUGAUUACGAUAACCGGUGGAUCAGCAUCUUCUCCUCGGAUGGCAAGUUCAAGAGCAAAAUCGGAGCAGGGAGACUGAUGGGACCGAAAGGUGUGGCCGUGGAUAAGAAUGGACAUAUCAUCACGGUAGAUAAUAAGGCCUGCUGCGUCUUCAUCUUCCAAUCAAACGGGAAGUUGGUGACAAAGUUCGGAGCCAGAGGAACAUCAGACAGACACUUUGCAGAAAAAGGUGGUGCAAACAUCGCACUGGAACAAAAGCUCAGUAAAUCUGGCCCUGUUUUCAGUCCUCACUUUGUGGCCGUAAAUAACAAAAAUGAAAUUGUGGUAACAGACUUUCAUAACCAUUCAGUAAAGGUGUACAAUGCAGAUGGGGAGUUCCUCUUUAAAUUCGGCUCCCAUGGAGAAGGGAACGGCCAGUUCAACGCUCCAACAGGCGUUGCUGUGGAUGCCAACGGAAAUAUCAUUGUUGCUGACUGGGGCAACAGUCGUAUCCAGGUGUUCGACAGCUCAGGGUCCUUCCUGUCCUAUAUCAACACAUCAGCGGACCCCCUCUACGGCCCUCAGGGGCUGGCCCUCACAUCCGAUGGUCAUGUGGUGGUGGCGGACUCUGGGAACCACUGCUUCAAAGUCUACCGCUACCUGCAGUAGACCGCCGUCUCGGCCACUGCAAGCACACUGACAACGACACGACCAAUGUUCUCCACGGGGUGCAGUCUAGUUAAGCCUUUUGAUGUGCACAUCAGAUGAUCUACCUGAUAAAAUGAAGUGUCCGAUUCUGAGUGUAUUGAAGGUUGUUUGUUCGGUUGGAUGAUGUAGCAUCCUUCAGACAAGUAAUGGAAUUAAAGCUAUGGACAGCUUUUAGAAGUCCAAAGGCAUUUUUUGUGCAUUGUACGCUGUUGAUGGUAUUAUUCAGCCACAUUUUCUGUGAGACCGGGCAGGGUAGGAUAUAGAUUGAAUUAUUUAAUGAGCCAUAACUUGUCCAAAUGCAUGAAGUUUUGUUUUAUCUUAAUGCCUAGGCAACGACACAGUGUACCUAUGGGUUGCUUUUCUCACAAACUAGUUAAUGCUUGCAGUGAAAUGAACAACGCUACGCUUCUCCAGCAAUGAAAUGUAAAAUUUCUCAUUUAUUGACAUCUCCCAUAAACAAAAGUCAUCACCAUCUGUGCAUUGAUUUGCUGUAUGUACUGUAUAUACAUAAAUGUAUAUUGUGUAUAUUAAAUCACCCCCUAUGUAUGUGCUAUGAUUUUAAAACACAGCCUGUUGGCAGGUGACGUUUGCAGGAUGUUAAGUCGCUGUUUAAAAGUGUUUUUUGAAGAGUGUCAUAUUUAUUGCUAAUGUAAGCAGCACAAUAAUCUUUUUUGUUAAUAUAUCUGUUGUUUUAAAAGUAAAAAAUAAAGACAAAAACAUAAUUUAAUUUUUUUUUAUACACUAGCACAGCAUUUACAAAUUAUUUUUCUAAAUUGAUGUGCUUUUUUUCUUUAUCUUAAAGAGAAAUUUCACCUUAAAACAGAAUUCAGUGCCGUCCUCGCAGCAUUUUAUCUAAAGCCAUAAACCCAUCUUUGUUUGGGAUGUUUUUCUAUUCAGUGUUUAUGGCUAAGGAAAUGUGCUCAUAAAGUGUUUUGCCUUUGGUAAUUAAAUAGGUCUUAAUUCUAGUUUACACCUGUCAAAUAAAGCAAUCUCAGGAAAUGCAUCUAAAUUAGAUUGGGACGUCAUUGCAACAAUUUGAUAUGUUCUUGAACGUUGUUUUUUCAUGUAUCAGCUUUCAACGGUAAAAAUCUGUCUAUCGAAGACCACAAAAUUGACCCGGAAGGCAUAUGAAUUCUGUUUUACAGUGUUUUUUCUUUUUGGCCUUUACAUACAGUAAGAAACAAUUAGGAAAUAUUUGAUAGUUCAUUAGAUGACAUUUGUCAGCAAACUCGUUUCUGCUUGAGAAUUCACUCAAAUAUGGUAAAAAAAAACGUUAUUUCUGAGAUCUGCCUGCACGACAUCAAGCCAUGUUAGCAGAGCUGAGGCCGCUCUCGCUUCCCCCUCAUGUUCGUUCUUCGUAAUGUCCUGAGGAAACCUAGUGCCACAGCAAAAGCGAGACCAAGAGUGGGGAAAAAAGGCAACUUCCUGGUUUGACAUCAUAUCCCACAGCACUGUGCUCAACACCCAAACUCCUACAUUCACCUCCCCAAGGCAGGGACGAGAUGAUCCGAUUUCACCUGUACAGUCAGCAGGAAAGCUUUAGUUUUUCAGGCACCUGAUGUGUGGUUUGACUUGUUGCCAAACAGAAUGCCAGACAACUAUAAAGGGUCAAAGGCACACCUUUUUCAAAUGUCUCUGAAGCAUUUUACAUUGCGCUGUGUCUCACCAAUACACAUUUGGAUUUCUCUAUGAAUAUGCACUGGUAAUAAAAGCACAUGGUUUACUGAA